AUGGCUAGUAUGGGGCCAGGUUUUAUGCCGCACCCUGGCGGAAUGCAGCAACACCCAGGCGGCCCCCCGGGGCAUCCUAUGGCUCCCGGUAUGGCGCAUAACCCAAGCCAGCCUGGCACGAGUGCGGGCGGAAUACCGCACCAGCUUGUUGGGCACAUGGGGGUCUCCAAUUCCGGCCCUCAGAUGAGCGCUGCCGCCCUCAUGGGAGGCAUGCCACCAGGGAACCCAAACGCCCACGCCAUGCAACACUUGAGUCAGGCACAAGUCCAGCAGAUGUACUACCCUCAAAUGGGCAAAUGUCACGCCGCGAACAACCAGCAGCUUCAACAACAACAGAGGCUCCAGCAGUUGCAACACCAGCAGCAAACAAGAGCGGCGUUGAUGGCUCAGCACGCCAUGUUUAAUGGGGGUCAAAUGGGUGUACCCAUGAAUCAGAUGACCCAAGCACAGGCUGCCCACAUGGCGGCGAUGGGCAGGAGGAUGCCGGUAGCUUCCCCCUUCCACUUCCAACAGGCGCAAUUAGCUCAACAGCACCAACAGCAGGGCCAACCCAUGAACCCCAACAUGCUCGCCGCCCAGCAGAUCGCAAUGCAGCAACAGCAGAUACAGAUGGGACAACAAGGAGGGAACCCGAACCAGCAUCCUAUGGCUUCGCAACACCUCAACAUACACCAGGCCCAGAUGGCCGCGAUUCAACACGCCCAGCACUCGCAGGCUCAGCAGUCCCAGCAGGCCCAACAGGCUCAACACCAAGCGGCGCAACAAGCAGCACAGGCUCAACAGGCCCAACAAGCCCAGCAAGCCCAGCAGGCUCAGCAGGCUCAACAGGCCCAGCAGGCUCAGCAAGCUCAGCAGGCCCAGCAGGCACAACAUGCUCAACAAGCUCAGCAGGCCCAGCAGCAAGGGCCGGGACAGCAACAACAACCACAACAGCCCCAGCCCCAGCAACCGCAACAGCAGCCUACUCCUGGGCAACCACCGCAACAGCAAGGGCCGGGUUCGCAACCUGGGCAGUCCGGACCUGGACCGAAUACACCGGCGCCGCCGACUCCCGGUCCCCAAGGCCAUACACCACAACCUAACCCUCAACAGCAACCACCGCAAUCCCAACAGCAGCCGCAGCAGCAACAGCCGCCCCAACAACAACAGCAACAGCCGCCUCAGCCGCAGCAGCAGCAAACUCAGGUCGUGCCGCAGACUCCUCAAACUACGCAAUCACAGCACCAAGCUCAGUUGAUGGCUCAGAUGCAGGUGCAAGCACAAGCACAAGCGCAGCAACAACAUGCUAUACAAGCACAAAGGAGGGAUCCCCCCCUGGGCCUAAAGGGCAUGUGUUUGCUGAAGCUGAUGCAAUUCAGCGAGCACCUCAGCGGGUUUACGGGCGUCAAAGGUCGGGACGACUUGGAGUACUGGAACAACUUCGUCAAGCGUUUCUUCUCACACAAGGGCGCAUUUAAGCACUCGAUUCUCAUCAGAGAUGGCGAGGAUCAAGUUCAACAUAAGCAUUAUGAGAUUGCAUAUCCCGCGAUUGCGCGGUACUUCCACACCCAUUUUGAUAGCGGGGUCAAGUCGAUGCAGUUGGUCAUGGACAAGGGGACAACAGACCGGAUAAUGCCCAACGACUGCCACUUGAUAUGGAACGAUAAAGCGAGCCUGGUCUAUUGGUUUGAGGACGGCGCACACCUUGUCGCGACUGGCACUCUCCGUGUUCACUUUGACAGCGAUCACAAGUUCGAUAUCUUCGACUUUGAGACGACAGGCCACGAGGAGUACGUCUCGAGACGACUGGUGAUUCAAGCUGCCAGACCGUCGCACAACUGGGUCAAGGAGUGGCGCAAUCUCAACGCCCAAGAUCCCAAGCAAUCUCCCGAGAUGAGCAAAAAAAGCAAACCAAAACCAGCCAAGGCACCCCCUGGGCCUCCGCCCGACAUCGAGCUUCCUCACUCCGUGGUCAAGAGCGGUAUGGGGAUCACGGAGGCUGUGUAUCAGUUUCUUGAGAUGGUCGAGAUUAUGGGCCAGAUGGGCCCGCUGUUUGGUUACUAUCAUGCUCACCCUGGGUUGGCGCCAUAUGCCGCGCUUGAUCAGUACCUCAACCAGGUCAACGCCGGCGGUCAAGCCAUGAACGGCCAGCCCAUGCCACAAGGCGGGCCGAGAACUCCCGGGUUUGGCCAAUUCCAGGUUGGCGCGAGCCCCGCCAUGGCCAACCAGAUGUUGCCGGGCUCUCCUCAUAUGGUCGGCAGUCCGGUCCCAGUACCGAUGUCGGCACCAAUGAUGCAGCUCCAGGCGAGUCAACAGGGCACCAAUUCCAGUGGACCGAGCGCCAACACGUCGCCGGCACAGAACAGCAAUAAAAGGCGGAGACCAUCGACGGUGAAGGCUGAGGAGGAUGCGCCCGCAUCAGCUCCGACGCCCGUGCCUAUUGGAACUCCGCAGCUGAACGGAGUCCAGAUCAAGGGGAAGCCCCCAACUCCUCGCAUGCCGAAACGGCACAAGACCGGAAACAAUCCGGUAUAA
Messenger RNA from Chaetomium globosum CBS 148.51, 2514 nucleotides. RefSeq lists its product as uncharacterized. The transcript is spliced from 6 exons. NCBI's taxonomy places the organism in Eukaryota, Fungi, Ascomycota, Sordariomycetes, Sordariales, Chaetomiaceae. Bases 1 to 2514 code for a protein of 837 amino acids. Gene Ontology annotation, biological process: negative regulation of transcription by RNA polymerase II; positive regulation of transcription by RNA polymerase II. Gene Ontology annotation, cellular component: nucleus; transcription regulator complex. The record is from RefSeq and is a predicted model, not a curated record.